CGACACGACUCAAUCAUAGCAACCUCACAUACCGCCUUACCCCGCGUCUAUAGAAUUCCUCUCCUCGCCCUUCGUGUAUAUUGCGCCAAAAAUCGCCUGAGUGAACUAUGUCUUCGUCAACCAAAGCGGCCCGCAUGGGCGAGGAAGUAUGGAAAACACGAGUCGAUAAAGUCAGUGCCGAGCUAGUCACACUCACGUACGGAACCAUCGUUGCACAACUAUGCAAAGACUACGAAUACAAUUACCCAGACGUCAACAAGCAACUGGAGCGCAUGGGGUAUAAUAUCGGAAUACGGUUGAUUGAAGACUUCCUCGCAAAGUCGAGUGCGCCUGCUUGCACCAACUUUCGAGAGGUGGCUGAGAUGAUCUCCAAGGUCGGCUUCAAAAUCUUCCUCAACAUUACCCCGACCAUUACGAACUGGUCGAGUGACAACAAGCAAUUCUCCCUCAUUUUCGAAGAAAACCCACUUGCCGAUUUCGUCGAGUUACCAGAUGAUGGGCGCGCGCAGGAUGAGCUGUGGUUCUCAAACAUAUUAGUGGGUGUACUGCGGGGUGCAUUGGAGAUGGUACACAUGCAAGUCGAGGCGCACUUUGUCAGUGACGUCCUACGAGGCAAUGACACCACGGAGAUGAGGAUAUCAUUGGUCCGCUACAUUGAUGACGAGAUGCCACCGGAUGAUGAGUAGAAGACAAGGAGCAAAAGUGAGAGAGCGAGAGGGAGGACACAUGUUCCAAUUGACGUCUUGAGCAUGAAGGUCAGCGGUUGCUAAACGGGCAUGUACAGUGUGGACGACUCUAAGUGAAGUCACUUGACCAACGAGGCAGCGAUGUGCACAAGGCCCCGUUUGCUGGAGAAUUGCACACCGCCACCAUGGAUGUCUUAAAGUCUAUGCCAGACAGGCAGGCUGCAUUUGGCGUGGGAUCCAAUCCAUUGCCACCGAUAGAAUUGCACGGUUGUAGGCGGUCAGCGAGGCGCAUGAGGGCACAAUUGCACAAUGGACAAUGGCGCAAUUGCACUCGCACUCGCACCCGCAACACGAUAGAUUGGGGAAAGGGGUCCUCUUUUUGCUCUGCACGUACGUGAAUGUGUGUAUUGACGAGUGCGCAUCUGCCC
Bipolaris sorokiniana ND90Pr is the source of this 1114-nucleotide messenger RNA. RefSeq lists its product as uncharacterized. Gene Ontology annotation, biological process: endoplasmic reticulum to Golgi vesicle-mediated transport; intra-Golgi vesicle-mediated transport. The transcript has 5 exons. The record is from RefSeq and is a predicted model, not a curated record. NCBI's taxonomy places the organism in Eukaryota, Fungi, Ascomycota, Dothideomycetes, Pleosporales, Pleosporaceae. Bases 108 to 686 code for a protein of 192 amino acids. Gene Ontology annotation, cellular component: cis-Golgi network membrane; cytosol; TRAPP complex.